Hibiscus syriacus is the source of this 780-nucleotide messenger RNA. RefSeq lists its product as uncharacterized. The transcript has 5 exons. Gene Ontology annotation, cellular component: U12-type spliceosomal complex. The coding region runs from base 207 to 776 and encodes 189 amino acids. The record is from RefSeq and is a predicted model, not a curated record. Gene Ontology annotation, biological process: mRNA splicing, via spliceosome. Lineage: Eukaryota; Viridiplantae; Streptophyta; Magnoliopsida; Malvales; Malvaceae.
AGAAACGCACAUUCCAUUAUUCUCUCUUUGAAUCUCCAACGACCGACAGAUCGUCCCUGUUCCCAAAGAAUCAAAAUGAGUUGAGCCUUUGACACCUGGUUUUUCCAGAGACAAAACCGGAUAUUCUCUCACGCUACCUCUUUUUCUCUUUCCCCAUUACCCUCUUUUCGUCUGUUUUCCUCCUGUUUUUUUGACAGAUUGACAGCAUGUUGAGACUCAAAGUGGAGGAAAAUUCAACUUCGAAGCUGCCGUCGAUGCCAUCCCCGGCGGUUGACAAUGGUUCUUCUCGGAAGACUUUCCAUUAUUCGAAGCUUCCCGAAGAAACCGUCAGCCUCUGCAUUCGCAAAUUGGAUGGCUCUUCCUUUGAUGUCGAGGUUUUAAAGUCGGCUACCGUUGCAGAUCUCAAGCUAGGGGUGCAGAAUGUUUUUGAUCAUAUGCCAAACGAUGGUCCCGACAAGAUUUCAUGGAUACAUGUCUGGGGACACUUCUGCUUGUCUUAUGGUGAUCAGAAGUUGAUCCAAGACACCGACCUGAUCGUAAACUAUGGCAUCAAGGAUGCCGAUCAGCUUCAUUUCAUUAGACAUGUGUCCACCAGCACCAACUCGAUAAAGAUUCCGAAAAGUAAAGAGACUGUUCCUCAAAACCAUUCAUAUCAGCUGUUGGUGGAUGAACUUGAAGAUGAAGAAGAAGAAGAAGACAUUUACGAGGUAAUAAAAGAAGGAAGAUGUGGUGGGUUAUGGUCGUCGUGUUCAAAGUGUUCACCUUUUAAAGAAUAAAGAU